UGGGUGGAAGAUUCUUAGCUCUCGGCUGGACUACUUGACACUACUUCCGGGGCGUGGUUCCUCCCAGGCUGCUAGUAGAUCUAAGGAGAUCUGGAAGGAGGGAAUUCGCCUCUGAGCAGAAUAAACCCUAGGCAGUCGAGUAAGAUUUUAGUUAGAACUUGCAGACUCACGGCCUGCUAGUGGGAAAAGCAUUUCUCUCUAUAGCGCUUCUGCGCCGCCCACAAGUGUGGGAUAAGACUACAAGUCCCGACCCGCCGGAGUCCAGGAGCGGGGGCAGGAGAGGGCGGUGGUGAGAAAGAGAGGCAUGCUGGGAACUGUAGUUGUGUCACCUCCACGUUCACAGCAGAUCCCCGGCCUGGACCAAAGACUCCAGCCCGCCAGCCCCCAGCCCCCCUCUCCUUCCCACGGACCAAAGCAGCCCAAGGCCUCCUCCGCCCCACUCCCCUUCACCCAUGCUGUCACCGCGGGCCUUCAGCUACAGCCCGGCCCCGGCCCCGGCCCCGGCCCAGGGCCCGCGCCCCCCCACAGCCCGGUUCGGCCAGGAAACACGAACCCGCCUCCUCUGCCCUCCAGCUGCGGUCGCACCGCCUCAGGAAUGGAUCAUUAAUAGGGGCUGUGAAAUAUUAUCGUGCCACGUAAAAUCCAUCCAGUGUAUUGACUGGGCUCAGGCCCAAUUAUCAAUAGAAAGCCCCAAAACAAAACAAGCAAAAAUCCCUUUCAUGCAGUGACUGCUAAUAUUUUAGAUUAAAAUUAAAUUGUAGACAGAGGCAAAUACUGAAUGGUCUCACUUAUAUGUAGAAACUAAAAAAGAAAAAAAGAAACCAAGCUCACAGAAAAAGAGAUCAGACUUUUGGUUACUAGUGGUAGAUGGUGGGGGAGAGGAGAAUUAGGAAGAAGAUGGGCAAAAAGUACAAACUUCCACUUAAUAAGAUUAAAUAAGUACUGAGGAUGUAAUAUGCAACAUGAUGAUUAUAGUUAACACUGCUAUAUAAUAUAUAUGAGAGUUGUUAACAGAGUAGAUACUGACAGUUAACAUCACAAGGAGAAAGUUUUUUUCCCCUUUUAUAUGAGAUAAUGGAAGUUAGGUGAACCAAUUGUGGUACUCAUUUCACAAUAUAUAUAAAUCAGACCAUCAUGAUGUGUGCAUUAAACUUAC
Molecule: messenger RNA, 1156 nt
Organism: Suricata suricatta (meerkat)
Lineage: Eukaryota; Metazoa; Chordata; Mammalia; Carnivora; Herpestidae
Product: formin-like protein 18
Exons: 2
Coding region: 305-607 (100 amino acids)
Source: RefSeq, a predicted model, not a curated record